Histoplasma mississippiense is the source of this 903-nucleotide messenger RNA. RefSeq lists its product with no specific name. The coding region runs from base 1 to 903 and encodes 300 amino acids. The record is from RefSeq and is a predicted model, not a curated record. The transcript is spliced from 2 exons. Lineage: Eukaryota; Fungi; Ascomycota; Eurotiomycetes; Onygenales; Ajellomycetaceae.
AUGAAAUUCUCGUACGGCCUUGCGCUUUGCACGCUCCUGUCGUUCUCCUCCACAGUCGCGCCGCGCAAUAUCAUUUCAACGGACGUCGAUGUAUCAGCCCUUGCUGCUCCAAAAGCUUUUGACCCAUCCCUCAUCGCUGCCCGGUCCAAGUUCUCUGACCUACAAAAGCGCAGAGGGGGUGGAGGAGGUGGAAGGGGUGGUGGGGGCGGAGGCGGAAGGUCUGGCGGGGGAAGAGGAGGCCGCAGUGGUGGGGGAGGACCCAAGGGUGGUGGAAGGGCCGCGGGAGGCCGGGGAAGCUCAAGUUCGCCUGGUGCCCGCCCUUCAAGUAAUCUUGGCGGUUCUUCGCGAUCUGGCUCCGGAACUCCUCGCUCGUUUGGCGGAGGCGGAUUCUAUGCCGGUGGCGCCUCAGUCCCCUACACAGCUGGCAAGGCUUCGCGGAAAGGGCUUCUUCCGUUCGCCUUCCUCCCACUCGCCGCCCUCGCAUUCUUUCCCGGUUUGUGGCUCUUUGGUGCCCACGCCUACCACAUCGGCUAUUUUGACUAUCGCAACACCUCUGAGCCCAACGCCAACACGACUCGGAUCCCCAUUGAAUGUCUCUGCCAACAAUUCAGCGUCUGCGGCUGCGAGAAGAACGAUAAUGCGACUUAUAUCGAUCAGCUGCUCAGUCCGAAGGAUCAAUAUGGCAUGCCGGAGAAUACCACGACAGUUAGAGUUGUCCCGAAAGAUGAUGGAUCGACGACUAUAUAUGUGAAUGGCACCUUGGCAAAUGGAACGACGAAUCCGGACCCUUCCAUCCAGGAAGACAGUGGUGUCGGCGUUGCCCCUCCUAUGUUAUUGAGACUGGGUGGGUAUGGGUAUUGGGUUAUGUCUUCGUUGGUAAUUGCAGCUGUUAUGUUGAUAUGA